AUGGCUGUUCGUCUCCUCAAUCCUGGCGCCGAGGUCUCCCGCCGCGGACUCGCGCUGCACACCACCAUCUCCGCAGCGAAGGGGCUACAAAGCGUCCUGCGUUCUAACUUGGGCCCGAACGGCACCAUCAAAAUGCUCGUCAGCGGCGCUGGUGACAUCAAGAUCACCAAGGACGGCAAGGUCCUUCUCGACGAGAUGCAGAUCCAAAACCCCACCAGCGCGAUGAUCGCGCGUGCCGCCACCGCCCAGGACGAGAUUUGCGGCGAUGGCACUACCUCCACCGUUUUGCUUAUCGGCGAGCUGCUCAAGAAAGCGGAGCAGCUUCUGAUUGAGGGGCUGCAUCCCCGCGUCAUCGUCGACGGCUUUGAUCUUGCGAAAACAGAAAUCCUCAGAUGGAUGGAAGACCAGAAGAUCGCUACCAAGAAUGACCGUGAGGUGUUGGUUUCCGUUGCUCGCUGCUCAUUAUUGACCAAGCUGUCUGAGAAAGUGGCGCUCAACAUGGCCGAGAUGCUCACUGAUGCCGUGCUGUGCAUUGCGCGUCCGAGCCAGCCCAUUGAUCUUCACAUGGUCGAAAUUAUGUCGUUGAUGAGUUUGUCAUCUGGUCCGUCUAGGCUUGUGAAAGGGAUCACACUGGAUCAUGGAUGUCGACAUCCUGACAUGCCGAAACGCGUCAAGAAUGCGUACAUUCUCACCUGCAACAUCAGUAUGGAGCACGAGAAGUCCGAGGUCACCUCAGGCUUUUACUACUCGUCAGCGGAUCAACGUGAGAAAAUGGUGGAUGCGGAGCGCGCGGUAGUGGACGGUCGAGUGCGAAAGCUGAUUGCUUUAAAGAAGCAAGUAUGUGAUGGCACGGAUAAGAACUUUGUCAUCAUCAACCAGAAGGGCAUCGACCCGCAAUCGCUGGACCUGCUGGCCAAGGAGGGCAUCAUGGCACUGCGACGGGCGAAGCGCAGGAACAUGGAGCGUGUCACUCUCGCUUGCGGUGGACUCCCCGUCAACUCGGAAGAGGGAUUGACACCGGACGUGCUCGGCUUUGCUGGUAUCGUCUAUGAGGAGGUGCAUGAGGACGAGAAGUAUACGUUUGUGGAGAACGUCAAGGAUCCGUUCAGUUGCACGGUUCUCCUGCGAGGGCCGAACAAGCAUACAAUCACGCAGAUGAAGGACGCCGUGAGAGAUGGACUGCGGGCGGUCAAAAACACAAUCGAGGACGGCUGCGUGCUGCCAGGUGCUGGCGGGUUUGAGAUUGCAGCGUACCGGCACCUUAGGCAGUAUGCUGAGUCAUCUGUGACCGGGAAGACCAAGCUGGGCGUUGUGGCGUUCGCUGAGGCCCUGCAAGUGGUGCCCAAGACGCUCGCGGAGACGAGCGGUCACGACGCGCUGGACUCGAUCAUCAAAUUGGAAGAGGGGUGCGCAAAGGGAGACGUGGUUGGACUGGACCUCGCCACGGGUGAGCCGCUUGAUCCUAAGGCCAGCGGUAUCUAUGAUAAUUAUAUAGUGAAGCGACAGAUGGUCGCACUCGCUGGUGUUAUUAGUACGCAGCUGCUACUCGUUGAUGAAAUUCUCAGGGCUGGAAGAGACGCGUCGCGUUGAGUAGUAGCCGUAAGAUAGGCGGACUGAUUUUGUGUUUGUAAAGGCGGGAGUCGCCUCAACUCGCGGCCUGAGUAAAACGUGCGUUGGCUUGCA
Molecule: messenger RNA, 1683 nt
Organism: Chondrus crispus (carragheen)
Lineage: Eukaryota; Rhodophyta; Florideophyceae; Gigartinales; Gigartinaceae
Exons: 2
Coding region: 1-1590 (529 amino acids)
Biological process (GO): protein folding
Cellular component (GO): chaperonin-containing T-complex
Molecular function (GO): ATP binding; ATP-dependent protein folding chaperone; ATP hydrolysis activity
Source: RefSeq, a predicted model, not a curated record